Molecule: messenger RNA, 2053 nt
Organism: Ziziphus jujuba (common jujube)
Lineage: Eukaryota; Viridiplantae; Streptophyta; Magnoliopsida; Rosales; Rhamnaceae
Exons: 16
Coding region: 70-1431 (453 amino acids)
Biological process (GO): mRNA pseudouridine synthesis; tRNA pseudouridine synthesis
Cellular component (GO): cytoplasm; nucleus
Molecular function (GO): pseudouridine synthase activity; RNA binding
Source: RefSeq, a predicted model, not a curated record
UUUGAAAAGAACAAGGCACAAAUUUUGGCUUAGGCUUGAAAUUAUAAGCAUAGUUGUAUAGGAAGUCUCAUGGAGGCAGUGGAAGGAGCUUCAAAAUCUGCCAUGGCGAAGGAAGAGGGUGAUAGUGCCCUCCUUGCCAGCCUACAAUCUCUUGUUCGUUCUCUCCAACUCAGAGUUAAGGAAUUGGAGGCUGAAAAUGUGAAACUGUUGUCCCAACUCACAAAUUGUUGUUGUAAUGAGAAGGAGAAGAUGGUUGAUGGCUCUGCUGUAACUGUUAGUAGACCUGUGGAGAAAAGUCGGGAAUCAAAAUCUAGUGGUAGUAACACCACAAAGAAGAAAGUGCAAGAGAAAAUAUCAGGUUACAACGCAAGCAUUGUGAAUUACCAGUGUAAAAGAUAUGUUGCUCUAAAAAUUAUGUACUUUGGACAGAGGUUUUAUGGUUUUGCUUCUGAAGCACAAAUGGAUCCAACUGUGGAGUCUGAAAUUUUCGGAGCUCUUGAGAAGACGAGGCUUUUAGUUGGUGACAAGAAGGAGUCACAAUAUUCAAGAUGUGGUAGAACAGACAAGGGGGUUUCUUCAGUUGGGCAGGUGAUUGCUCUCUUUGUAAGAUCAAAGCUCAAAGGAACUUUGCCAAACCAUGAAAAGUCUAGUGAAUUUGUUUCCAAAGAGCAAUAUGAAGGAGAAAUUGAUUAUGUGAGGGUGCUGAAUCGAGUACUCCCGAGUGAUAUACGUGUUUUAGGCUGGUGUCCUGUUCCAGUUGGUUUCAGUGCAAGGUUUAGCUGUUUGAGCAGGGAAUAUAAAUAUUUCUUCUGGGAAGAAAAUCUAAAUAUCUCAGCUAUGGAAGAUGCUGGUAAAAGAUUAAUAGGCGAACAUGAUUUCCGAAACUUCUGUAAAAUGGAUGCAGUGAAUGUGCACAACUAUAGGCGUCAUAUCUCGUCAUUUGCGGUUUCUCCUUAUGAUGUGAGGUUUGAUGGAAACCAGCUUUGGGCAUUUGAAAUCAAAGGUAGUGCUUUCUUGUGGCACCAGGUCCGUUGCAUGGUUGCUGUACUAUUCUUGAUUGGACAAGGUUUCGAAUCUCCAGAUGUGGUAGAUGCAUUACUGGAUACCACCAAGACACCAAGGAAACCUCAAUACAUCAUGGCUUCGGAAAUCCCUUUGGUUCUUCAAUCUUGUGAAUUUCAAGACGUCAAGUUUAUUUGUUCGUCAGAUGCUGGACUAGCUCUGCGUGUACACUUGGCAAAAGAAUGUCGGACUUUCCAGCUCCAAGCUGCUAUUUUCAAGGAAGCUCUGUUAAGCUGUGUGCCUAUGACAAAUGACCAGAGCUCCUUAAACAAUGGAAAAAUGAAGAAGGCUGCACAUGUUCCUCUCAUGUCACGCCCAACCGAGCCAUCAUAUGCAGAGCGACGUGCCAAAUUGAACUCAGCAGCGUGAAGAAUUUAUGGUUACGUUUUGAGGCAUGAUGGAAGAGCACGAAACGCAUCAUUUUGAAUCUGAACAUGGUAUAUAGGUCCCAUUUAUUUGCUGGCCAGGUGAUGCUACGCUACUCCCAAUCAGUCAAAAAAGGCAUGGCCAAUUUAGGCCUCAUAAACUCCAAUCAUUUUACCCACUCUUGGAUAUGCUUGUGGGGUCCAAAACUAAAGCAAAUUAUCUACCCCUAACUCUUUGGUUUGUUGUGCUUGUCGCGGUGCCUUAAAUCAACUUCUUGAUGUGUAUUAUUGUUAUUAUAGCUUUGGAAAAGUUGUACCAACUUUUCCCUUUUUUAUCCAAAUGUCCAAUUGAAAACAUUGAAUAUACAAAAAAAUUGGAAAAAAGUAUAAACAAAAAGUUGGUUGAAAUGCCUUUUUGGUAUGUGAAUAAGUUAAGGGGUGCCAUGCAUUUGUAAAUUCAAAUGUCCUUUUUUUUUUUUUUUUUGGGGGCAAAAAUAGGAGAUUCAGAUGUGUGGUUGCACCAGUGAAUAGACAUUCUCAUUUUGUCCUCUUUUAUUUUUUAUUUUAUUUUAUUUUAUAACCUAUCUAAUAAAGGGCAAAAGCCAUUUUGCCAUAAUUUAAACUCA